Molecule: messenger RNA, 1167 nt
Organism: Phanerochaete carnosa HHB-10118-sp
Lineage: Eukaryota; Fungi; Basidiomycota; Agaricomycetes; Polyporales; Phanerochaetaceae
Exons: 2
Coding region: 1-1167 (388 amino acids)
Source: RefSeq, a predicted model, not a curated record
AUGAACUCGUUCUGGACACUCCUCGACUGGUUCUUUCCCGCCAUACGCCUCACAGACGACGUCAGACUGGACGACCCGGAAGCUUUUGCCGGCAGGAGUUACGCACUGCACGCCCGCACACUGUCGACCCCGAGCAGAUCGCUGGCGCAGCCUCAGCGGCUACAGACCUCCGACCCAGCGGGGUGGCACAGGCAACGCGAACGCAGGAAGGAUGGGGGCAGAGAGCCGCACGUGGACAGGGAGCAGCGCGAAAGCGAGCUCGUCGCAGCGCUGCGCAGGGAGAAUGAGGAACUGAGGGCGAGGGUGCAGCAGCUCGAGCGGGACCUGCAGCUCACUAGACAGUCUGUUGCUUACGCCCAUGACGUCUCUGUACCGGCCCUCCCGCUGGACAUCGGGCUGCCCCCGCCGCCGAAGAUGCCCCAAUCCGCCGACCUCGCUGCCCUCCGGACAGCGUACGGUGCGCUCGCGGCGUCGCAUGCGUCUGUCCAGCAGGCGCUGCGCGAGCGCAACGAGGAGGUCUCGUCGCUACGGACGUACCUCACAAAGACAGACGACAUGUCAGGAGCGCAGCUCAUCCAGGCGAUCCGCGAUCUGAACAGCGAGAUCCUGCAGCUCGCCGCGUCCGUCGCCGACGAGUUCACGGGCAAGUUCGACAGACGGGUCAACUAUGCCCGUCCGUCCGACCGGGAAACGCUGUAUCCCGCUGUGGGGGUGCGGACGGCGGCUCCCUUCUUCGGUGCAGCGCCGGACGCACUCGCCAUGGCCGGCGGCACGAUGACGACCUCGAACGCGGCGCUCAUGAUCCCCUCGCGCAUGGCCGUCGCGAGCCGCUCCCUGUUCGUCGACGUCGGCGGCGGGACGCCCUUCGACGAGGCCCUCAUGGAGGACGCGUUCGCGGGCUCGCUGCCCCAGGAGGAAGAGGACCGUGUCCUGUGCACCGUCGAGAUCGGACUCGCCUGCGUCCGGAAGAUCGAGGGCGCAGAGGAGUCCGCGCCGACUUCUCCGACACCAGAGAUGGCAACUACCCCUUCGAACGGCGCGAACGCCAUCUCUCGCGUCAACAGCAUCAGCUCUAGUACCGAUGCUUCUGCCAAGAUCCUCGACCGGAAUCUGCUCGUAAAGCCGAAAGUCAUGCUGGACUCUGUCACUAAGCUCCUCCAGCUGUGA